AUGGGCACGAGCAUGCAUUCCAUGCCAGAAAUCAAAGGUAACGCGGCACAAUAUAACAUCCACGGGAGCAUUCAUCCAUCAUCCUACACAACGAUUUCACAUACACGCGGACAUCGUAGAACCUCUACCAAUAUCAGAGGACUAUCGAUAUUGCCUUACGAUGGUGGACAGAUUUAUGUGCUGGGCAGAAGUCAUCCAAUACUAGACAUCACAGCAGAAACAAUCGCCAAAAACAUAUUCUCCGGAUGGAUAGCUCGAUUCGGCACACCAGCUCGGAUUACAACGGAUCAAGGUCAACAGUUCGAGGCUGAACUCUUCAGGAGAAGAGUCGACCUUACAAAAUUUACAGGAACCAAGCACAUCCGAAUUACCGCAUAUCACCCUGAAGAAUCACUAGGGAUCACUAGGGCAACAUGGAAAGAAGACAUCAAGUCCACACCAGCCGAGACAGUCUACGGAAAACCAAUCCGACUACAGUUGGACGACCAAAAGCCAACAGAAAAGGGACAGAAUCACGACUUCUUGGAAAGAUUGAAGAUGGCGAUGGAGAAACUCCGAUCAACCCUGAAGCGACACGGACAGAGAACCACUUUUACAUUCAAGGACAUGAACACCACAACACAUGUGUUCGUCAGAUACGAUGCACCAAGUGGAACUCUCUACCCACCGUAUGACGGAUCAUACAAGGUCAUCAGCAAGGGAAAAAAGGCCUAUAAACUAAUUAGAGGCCAAAAAGUCCAUAUUUCAAUAGAUUGGCUAAAACCAGCCUAUCUACUCAGUGAAGAAACAAGAAAGGAGACAAUCACAGAAAACAACACAUACAAUCACAAGAUCCGGACAAACAGUGCGGCAACCAAUUCAAUUCGCACCAACAUAAAGAGGACCUUCACACAAGCAGGGAGGUCCUGUGGCGUUUUAUCAUACGCCACAAAAAGCAUACUAGCAUGUAACGGCUAG
Camponotus floridanus (Florida carpenter ant) is the source of this 957-nucleotide messenger RNA. RefSeq lists its product as uncharacterized. Lineage: Eukaryota; Metazoa; Arthropoda; Insecta; Hymenoptera; Formicidae. Gene Ontology annotation, molecular function: nucleic acid binding. Bases 1 to 957 code for a protein of 318 amino acids. The record is from RefSeq and is a predicted model, not a curated record. The transcript has 2 exons.